CCCCUGUCCUUCACACCAUCGUCUGCCCGGAUCAACCUCGCACACCUCUGAUUUCCGUAUCUAUCGACAUGGCUGGUCGUUUGCGCUUCUCCUUCAACACAACUGAGCCGGCCCUCUUGUAUCCAGACGCCUUCAGUAUCGUCUGCUUCAACGACGACUUUCGGCUGGCACUCGAUCUUCCCACCAUCAGGGCCCUGCUCCUCGUGUGCAAACGUACCCGGCUUCUCCUGGGCUCCAAGGUGGCUCGCUUCUGCGCCUGGUUCCUGAGGGAAGGGUUCCGUGAUCCCGACGGACAGCUGCAAAUCGGCCUCACAGCCAGUGAAAAGAUUGCCCUCUCGCUUCGCUGGAAUGAUCAAACCGCAGCCUACCAAUCCUGGGUAGUUGCCCAGGUCAACCGAGGCAGCGCCGCAGCCACGUUUCUCCUGGCUCAGACACUCCAAUCCGAUAUCGACAAGCGUUUGGUGACAGACCGAGUGAAACGAAGGGGUGUCCGUCGGAGAAUUACCAAGUAUCUGACUAAGGCCACGAACGGAAACAGCGCAAUCGCCCAGCUUCGCUUGGCCAAGUUUUAUCGCGACGGAAUCGGACUCAGUCAAGACCACACCAAGGCCGCCGAGUUGUAUCUCAAUCUCGCCAAGCGCGGAUGUGCAGCAGCCCAAGUCGGUCUCGGUCGAUGCUAUGAGAAUGGCGAGGGUGUCGUGCAAGACUUUACCAAAGCCAUUGAGUGGUACAUCAACGCUGCAGACCAAGGAAGCGAAGAUGGCCGUCUCCAUGUCGUGUUCCUCCGCGGCUGGUUCUCGCUCAUUGGCUAUGGCCUCGAACAGAGCGACGUUGGCGCUUUGAACGACUGGCAGGAAGUCAGCGCAAAAUCCUCUGACUCAGUCCUCAAGCCCAUUGCCACCCACAUGGUGGGAUGGAUGUACUACCUUGGCCGGGGCAUCCAACAAGACCAACAAAGAGGUAUCAAGAUUAUUCGCGAGAACAGAUCGGACGACUUCCGGUUCGGCGAGGGCGAAUGUCUGGCUGGGUACAGAUGUGUCAAGUCAAUGUUUCCCGCAGCCACCAAGAUCUAUCAACUCUGUCAACUGGGAUCCGAGCGAGACUGGCUCUGCAAGCAUCUUAUGGCCGUGUUUCUGGCUAUUGGAUUCGGAACCGUAAGGGGAAUGCAGAGAGCCACAAGUAUCUUUGAGCAACUCGUCAACGAAGGUCACAGCGACAGCCAGCAUUGGCUCGGGCGGUGCUGGUUCUACGGCUGGGGAGUGUCACGAGAACUCCCAAAGGCAAUCGAGUGGUGCAGCAAGUCUGCCGAGCAAGGCAAUUCGUAUGGGAAAUGGGGAGUUGCUCGGUGUUACUACUGGCAAAAUGAUGUCGCCGAGGACUUGACCAAGACUGUCGAGUGGUGUCGGUUGUCGGUCGAACAGGACAAUCGGUACGGACAGUUCUUGCUCGGCAGUUGCUACCAGAAAGGCGAUGGUGUGGCCAAGGACAUCGAUGCUGCUGUCUUCUGGCUCCGCAAGGCCGCGGACCAAGGCUUCGAAAGGGCCAUCGAGAGUCUCAAGGAGCUCGGCAAGUGGCCCUGAUGCACGAGUUUCUCCCAAAAGCCAACUCGCAGCAUCUGUGUCGCAGC
Polychytrium aggregatum is the source of this 1627-nucleotide messenger RNA. RefSeq lists its product as uncharacterized. The transcript has a single exon. The record is from RefSeq and is a predicted model, not a curated record. NCBI's taxonomy places the organism in Eukaryota, Fungi, Chytridiomycota, Chytridiomycetes, Polychytriales. Gene Ontology annotation, molecular function: protein binding. The coding region runs from base 69 to 1580 and encodes 503 amino acids.